AUGCCUCGGCUUAUGUGGAAUAAAAUGCUAGCAAAAAAGGAAACUUCAGAAGGUGAAAUAUGUAGAAACAAAUAUGUUCGGAACAGAUUUGCGUAUGAUGGAGAUAAGAAUCUGUAUACAUUGGGGCCUCUUCCAGAGAACAAUUUUGAAUUCAUGGUGGUUCUUCAGGAAUCUUUUGCAAAGCAAUGUAUCUACAACUAUGAUCUGACGCCUGGAUCUGUUAUUGAUUUUCUGCUAGCUAACCAGAACGCUUGUGAACCUUGUUACAUUGACUGGGCAAAGGCCAAAAGAAUGCUAAAAAACAUAAGAAUUAAGACAAGACACAACAGGGAGUUCAAGAUCAUUGGUUUGAGUGACAAGCCUUGCAAUCAGCUCUUUUUCCCACUGAAAGUGAAAAACAGUGAUGGUGCCUAUGAUGGAGGACAGACUACAGAGAUUAUGGAAUACAAGUAUUUUUCCAAACAUCGGAAUAUUGAACUUAUUCUGCAUGUAUGCAUUGCCUUGAUGCUG
Ilex paraguariensis (yerba mate) is the source of this 510-nucleotide messenger RNA. The record is from the annotation of a GenBank genome assembly. Lineage: Eukaryota; Viridiplantae; Streptophyta; Magnoliopsida; Aquifoliales; Aquifoliaceae.